This is a messenger RNA of Lontra canadensis (Northern American river otter), 945 nucleotides long. RefSeq names its product olfactory receptor 5B12-like. Gene Ontology annotation, cellular component: membrane. Gene Ontology annotation, molecular function: G protein-coupled receptor activity; odorant binding; olfactory receptor activity. The record is from RefSeq and is a predicted model, not a curated record. Lineage: Eukaryota; Metazoa; Chordata; Mammalia; Carnivora; Mustelidae. Gene Ontology annotation, biological process: G protein-coupled receptor signaling pathway; sensory perception of smell.
CUCAUGGAAAACAGUACAGAGGUGAUUGAGUUCAUUCUUGUGGGCUUAACCAAUGACCCGAAACUGCAGAUUCCUCUCUUCUUAAUUUUCUCCCUCAUCUACCUCACCACUCUGGCUGGGAACCUUGGCAUGAUGAUACUGAUUCUCUUGGACUCCCAUCUCCACACUCCCAUGUACUUCUUCCUCAGUAACCUGUCUCUGGUGGACUUUGGUUACUCUACAGCUGUCACUCCCAAGGUCAUGGCUGGAUUACUUAUAGGAGACAAGGUCAUCUCAUACAAUGCUUGUGUCACCCAGUUCUUUUUUCUUGUAGCCUUUAUCACUGUAGAAAGUUUCCUCUUGGCCUCAAUGGCCUAUGACCGCUAUGCAGCAGUGUGCAAACCCCUCUAUUACAUCACCAUGACAACAGGGGUGUGUGCUCGUCUGGUCAUGGGCUGCUACGUCUGCGGCUUCCUGAAUGCCUCCAUCCACACUGGGAAUAUUUUCAGGCUCUCCUUUUGUAGAGUUGAUGUGGUUGAUCACUUCUUCUGUGAUGCUCCUCCUCUCCUGGCUCUCUCAUGUUCAGACAACUACAUCAGUGAGAUGGUUAUAUUUUUGGUGGUGGGCUUCAAUGUCCUCUUUUCUGUCUUGGUCAUCUUGAUCUCCUACCUGUUUAUAUUUAUCACUAUUCUGAGGAUGCACUCAUCUGAAGGACGCCAGAAGGCCUUUUCCACCUGUUCCUCCCACCUCACUACAGUGUUCAUCUUCUAUGGGACAGGCACCUUCAUGUACUUACAGCCCAGCUCCAGCCAUUCCAUGGACACGGACAAAGUGGCAUCCACAUUCUAUACCAUGGUUAUCCCCAUGUUAAACCCAGUGGUCUAUAGCCUGAGGAACAAAGAGGUCAAGAGUGCCUUUAAAAAGGCUGUGGAGAAGGUGAAAUCUUCUAUAGGAUUCAUAUUUUAA